CUCAGCCUCCAUCAACAGAAGCUCCAUGCGAUGAUAAUGAACCUUAUGACUGCGAGAAUUGUUAUUAAAGGAAAACUACAUGCAUCUAAACACGAAUUUCAAGCGAUUGUGGAAACUUAUUUUAAAUUCUUAAAAAAGAGAUUUUUAUUGUUAUUUAAUAUUAAAUUAAUUAUAUUCAAACUGGCUUUUCAUUCGGUCUAA
Molecule: messenger RNA, 201 nt
Organism: Meloidogyne enterolobii
Lineage: Eukaryota; Metazoa; Nematoda; Chromadorea; Rhabditida; Meloidogynidae
Source: the annotation of a GenBank genome assembly